Anopheles stephensi (Asian malaria mosquito) is the source of this 3570-nucleotide messenger RNA. RefSeq names its product dnaJ homolog subfamily B member 6 (gene mrj). The record is from RefSeq and is a predicted model, not a curated record. The transcript is spliced from 10 exons. Gene Ontology annotation, molecular function: protein-folding chaperone binding; protein folding chaperone. The coding region runs from base 1039 to 2097 and encodes 352 amino acids. Gene Ontology annotation, cellular component: cytoplasm; nucleus. Lineage: Eukaryota; Metazoa; Arthropoda; Insecta; Diptera; Culicidae.
ACAAAAGGAUACUGCCGGAAACGCACUGUACGGAAGAAAUUUCCAAAAUAAUGCGAAAGGAUCGAUCACAGUAGGCUGUACGCGCCGGGAACAUUGGCUGGCUACACGUGGUAUGGCAAAAGGGAUUUUUCCUGACCAUUCUGGAACCAGUCUUCGCGGUGAAUUGGUGACUAUCGGUUGAACCGGACCGGGAAGCAACCAUUCGAGCGAAAGAGGAGAGAAACAGAACGAUAAGAAGGGUUCUGCACGAAACAACGAACAAACAAACGAAGCGUGUCGAUUUAACGUUUACAGUGCGGUGCGUCGUGGAAUUGUGUAUUUUCCAAACUAGUGGAAGCUAAUCGAUAGCUGGUUUGGGCAGUUCCAGUGGAUAAAUUCGUUGCGAGUGAAGAAAUAUCGUGAAUUUGUGUUUUCUAUUUGGCAGGAAGGCGAAUUUAGUGUUUUUUUAGGAAGUGCGAUUCGUUAACAGGAGGUGGUGCAUAGAGAAUCGUGCUUUUGAAAAAGGGUGUUUGAUUUGUGGUUAAUAUAUGGUGUGGUGUACCUAAAAGGUGUUAAUUAAAGGUGGAGAUUCUUCUCAUAUCUGGAGCACUAAGUCAGUCCUGGGAGGAGAUCUUCUCGGUGCACGAUAAUCGUCAUCACAAAGCCAAAGAGGGGUUGAUAUAACCACGCUUUCUAUGCUGAAACGGAUUCGAAUUGCGCAGGAUCUGGUAGCUGUGUAGUGGAAGAAUUCCUGUCCUGUCGUCAUCGCUCAAAAGUUUCGAGCGGACAGUUCAGCUCAGCUCCAAAUCUCUCGUUGAGCUUUUUCUGCAGUCGUCUCACAAAAACUGUCCUGAAGUUCCAGCACCUUUCCUACGACGCUGCUCAACAGGAAGACAUGCAUCAUCAUCGUUAAAUCGAAGGAAGUGUAUGAGGAGCUUUGAGUGUAGAGCAUAGAGAGCGAGAGAGCGAACCACAAACCCCACCCGUAAGCGGCGCGGCCCGAGCAGUAGACAAACCCCGUACUAGGAACUAUUUUGUAUACCCCUCUUAAACCCAAAAAUGGUGGACUACUACAAAGUUCUGGAAGUGUCCAGAACGGCAUCAGAGGCUGAAAUAAAAAAGGCGUACAAAAAACUGGCCCUCCGAUGGCAUCCAGACAAAAAUCCGGACAAUCCAGAAGAGUCCAACAGACGGUUUAAGGAAAUUUCGGAAGCAUACGAAGUACUCUCCGAUGCCUACAAACGACACAUAUACGAUACUCGGGGCACGCGGAAAGGUGGUACCGGCGGAGGUACCGGUGGCACUACCACCGGCAGCUACACCGCCUACACCAACCGCGACUACAGUCGCAACGGCGGCUAUGACCAUUACCAUCACCAUCGUUACGGGUCCGGCGGCGGCAGCCGGUACGGAUCGACCGGUGGCCGGGAAAACAGUGGCAGCAGUCGUACGUUUAGAGAUUCGUUUAGAGGAUUUUUUGAGACGACGCCGUUUUUCCGCUUCUUUGAAAAGAAACGACGCAUCUACGACCAGUACGGCAAGGAUGGUCUGAUCAACAAUGGAGGUUCCGAUCGCUACCAUCAGAGCACGCGGCACCGACGACACAAUGGCAGCAACGGCGGUAUGGAUGAUUACGAGUUCUUCGGCUUCCCGUUCACAUUCCGCGAUCCGGAGGAUGUGUUCCGAGAGUUCUUCGGUGGAUCGCCGUUCGAUGAGCUGUUUAGAAUUAGUCAACCCGCGCAUCAGCACGGCCGACGGUCGAAUGGUGCCACCAACGGACACCAGCACCAUUACCAUCAGCAGCGACACUCACACCCGCAAAACGUCAUCUCGUCACCGUUCAUGACGCCGCUGAUGAGCUUCGGGCUGAUGGACGAUUUCUUCAACAGCGGUCACAUGGCACCGCGCGGUGGUAUGAGUUCCGUGUCGGAGCUUAGCUACAGUGGCGGUGGUCCCGUCAAGCGUACCUCCACCUCGACCACCUUCAUCAAUGGCAAGAAGCUGAUGACGAAAAAGGUGUACGAGAACGGUACGGAAACCAUCAUGUCCUACGAGAACGAUGUACUAAAAUCAAAGACUGUAAAUGGGGUCGCUCAAGCUAUACCAUACAACCAUUAAAAGCGUUGAGAAAUAAUUAGCCGAGGCAGGCCGAGGAACGAAUGUGUGUAACUGGACCCCAGGCACCAGCACCAGCAGCAGCAGCAGCAGCAGCAGCAGUAAAUCCGGAACAGGAACCCAGGGCUGAUGGCUAAGCGUAAAACAAUUAUUUCUCUCAAAGCUACCGCUAGGAUUAGUGAUACACAUAAUAAUUAUAAUUAAUAAUAUGUAGAAAACCUUACGGAUAUGAUAAUACGAUACUACUAGUGUGAGAGUGGUGUGUAUGUGUGCGUGUGUGUGUGGGGACGCGUUCAGAGAGCGUUCCAUUGCGCGGGUUUCGUUUUUAUCCCUUUAUCCUUGUGCACUUGGUAAAUGCGCGGGGUGUGUGUGUGUGUGAGGUAUGUGUAGCAAAAGGAAGCGGUUAAGAAGUAGAUCAUGAGGUGUGAAGUUGGUUGGACAGGACCGGUUUUUAGAGAGACAAGUAUGUAAAGGAUCGAUAUUUUACGAAAGGAUCAAGCUUCGUUUUUUGUUCAACCUUUCAAUUGCCCCCUUUGAAACUAAUACCAAGGUGUGCUCAGAAGCUUCUGUUAGUGUUCACUGGUGUAGUGUUCAAGAUUUUUUUUAGGCGAUUGCGUUAGAUAGUAUUUUAAAUAGAAGAAAAAAAACGGAUCUUAUUUUAGUACAUUUUAGGGAUCACAAAAAAUCACACAUACACACGCAAGGAAUGAAAUUUAUCAUUGUAUUGCUGUGCUUUCCUACUACUUCUGAGUGACCAGUAGAAGAAGCCAUCCAAUAUCCAAUAGUAAUCGCAUACCUAAUGUUACACACCAGUAAUAGAAAGAAGCAUGAGAGGCAGCGCACAUACAAAUAUGGUGGUUAAAUGAACCGACCUCACGACACACAAACACACACAGAGCAGAUUCGAAUAAUCCCCCAACAAAACUGCAAAAUUAAAAACAACCAUUACACACCGCGUUCCACACUAAUUUGUGUUUUGUACAUGGUGACCGUUUGGUUUGGAAAAACCUUUCCUGUUUUCCUACGGAUACGGAUACACGCUGUCCCAAACAAAUUAACGCCCUCGCGGACAAAAAAAACCCCACUCCGGUCGUGUUGUUGUGCAGUGAAAAGGCGAAAAAUCACACCGCCACACGUUCGUCUCUAUUGUAUCAUAAUUUGUUCACUUUAUUAAUAUCGUUGUGUGUGUGUGUGUAGUAAUUUCGUUUCGUAGGUUAUAAUUUCUUCGGAUUUAGGAUGUAUUUCGCUUUUGUUUGUAAGGCUUAAACACAAUAAUGCAUAACCGACGUGUGCUGCUGGCCGAGCGUGCGUGCACAUGCCCAUUGUGACAUGUGAGAUGAAAAUAUAGACAAAAGAGAGAGAGAUCCUCUCCCGUGUGUGAGAGGGGUUGAAACAGCAAAACCCCGGUGCUGUUUAAAACAAUUUUUUUACCGGGCCCCUAACGAAUCCCGAAAAUAUAAUAUACUUUCCAAUCCA